Molecule: messenger RNA, 5010 nt
Organism: Eleginops maclovinus (Patagonian blennie)
Lineage: Eukaryota; Metazoa; Chordata; Actinopteri; Perciformes; Eleginopidae
Product: G-protein coupled estrogen receptor 1-like
Exons: 3
Coding region: 2877-3959 (360 amino acids)
Biological process (GO): G protein-coupled receptor signaling pathway; cellular response to estradiol stimulus
Cellular component (GO): membrane
Molecular function (GO): G protein-coupled receptor activity; nuclear estrogen receptor activity
Source: RefSeq, a predicted model, not a curated record
UCCUCACUGCUAAACCUAGCUUUUAGCAACAGUAUAACAAAGGAAAAUAAACAUGAUCUAAUUUUGAAACAAGUGAACUGCAUUAUCUAGCUCCCCAUGUGUCUGCAGAAUAAUUGAUGCCCUGCAAAUUAUGUUGCAGAAAAAUAAAAGACCAAAUUGGAGUCAUUUUUCUGCAGUUAACGGUACCCACAGCACAGUUUAAAGACUGCGUUUAAGUCUCGGAGGAAGUUAAACAAGGGACACAGUAUGCUCUGAUUUAACGGACCUCAGUCUGCACGGUGAUGAAAAAAGGGGAGGGGAGGUAAGAGUUUGAUCACAUGGCCACGAAGUCAUUCUGAAAGUAUGCUGUUGAGGUAUCUCCCACAGAAAUAUACAAAGUCCUUCAGAGUGAGCAGCUGUGUCCGUCCAACGAGCAUCAUUUUCAGAGCUUUCAGUGGAACAGCAGCGUCAGACCGUUGGAUACAAAACAGAAGACGAGGCGGUGACGGAAGCAGAAAUGUCUAACACAAGCGUGGCUUGGGUUCCAACCACGAUGAACAGUACCCAAACCUUCCUGAACACCCGCAAUUCGACAAACCUCUCUAACCAAGCAUUAGACGAAAUUGCAGCCAGUGACAUAACCUCCAGGGCGAACUAUAUCUACAGUCUGCUGGCGGCGCUGGGUUUCAUAGCGGGCUGCUUCCUGUUCUACAGCUUCACCCAGACGUACAGAGCGCUGAAACGGCUGGCCUGGCUCGACCGUUUGCUCUGGGCGUUUUGUGGCCUCCAGCUGCUGCUUCUGCUCCUCUCUCUGCACGUCGUGGUUUACAUUCCUGCGUACCUGCACACCACAGGUUUGGGCUGUGCUGCUCUCUCCUUCACCAUAAACACAGUCUCUCUGUGCAGCCUGUUCGUUUUAGUGCUCAUGGCCUACGUCCUGACCCUGGAUCCUCCAUCCCACGCCCUGCUGAGGAAGCCUUGGGUCUGCGCAGCUUUGGUGAGCCUGACUUCUUUUCUGAUUUCGCUGAUGCUGGCAGGGCUUCGUGGACCCAAAGAGGGUAUGCAGGAAGAAGCCGAUUGUUUUAUGGAUCCAGUCCGUGCUGGAGUGUCAUAUGCCGCCGCAAGGUUGUGCCUGGCUUUUUUGAUUCCCUACCUCCUUCAACUGGGACUUCUGAUGGCUGGCUGCGUCCGGCAGUGGAAAUCUAAAAGGCGUUUCCUCUCCGGCUCCGAGGAGGGCCCUGUGUUCCUGACGGUGACUGUGGUGACGUUUUUCUGCCAGCUCUUCUACAGCGUGGUGCUCGUGAGAGGAGCACAACUGGACCAACUCGCUUCACUAAAGAAGGAGGUGCUGAGCCAUCGCGAGCAUGCGUUUCUGACCGUGGCCAGGCUCGUGUUGUUCUCAGGGAGCAGCGCCAGCCUCCUCAUCGUGCUGCUUAUGCACCGGACGUGUCGAGAGAGUCUCCACGGAGCGUUGAGGCAGCUGAGGGACUGCUGCAGAAGACCGGGGGCCACCCAGACCAACAGAAACAUCAUAGCCCCCCACAUCGAGAUCACAGACACCCUACAGGAUAUAGAGUCAUAGAGGACAAAACUCUCCUGAUGCAUCAACAAACUUUUGAAUGUGAUGUUUAAGACGUAUAUUUAAUCUAACUUUUAAAUGUUUUCCUUUGUUUUCCUUGCAUGCUUUUCUCCUUUUUAGUUUGUAAUGAUUUUUUAAAUAUCUUUUUUUGUACAGUUUUACAAACUUUUGCUGUACAUAUUCUAAAUUGUGCAACAUGCACAGUCCUGCAGUAAUGAACAUAUGUUUAUAAAGUUCUUGUAAUAACUCCUCUCUGAACAAAACCAUUAAAAGGACUUACUGUUGCUUCUACUGGCAAUUUUCUAUUUUAUUAAUCUGCAUUAGACACAACUCUUUUCUCUGAAAACAGACUUUGUUUGCAUAAACACUGCUUGCACAAAAGCCCAUUUAAUCAACAUGCCUAAAGACCUCCAAAUUUCCCAGAAUGCAACAUAGGAAAACAUUUACUCCAGGAAAAUAAAAGUCAGUGUCAAUAUUCUCCAUGUACUUAUUUCUAAAGCUGUUAAAAUACCGAAACAAGCCAGGCGAAGUGAUACUCUGAACGUUCCGACACAUUUCAGGAAAUGUAUGGGCACGAGUUCUAGGAAUGACUGAGCUGCAUGGAUCACAUAUAACCGUGGUGCCAACAUACAGUGGCGUUAAACGAGGGACCGGUAGGAAAAUGUAGGGCUGGGUUGAAUAUGAUGCUGGCGUUACAUUUAGUUUCUGAUUCACACUGUGCAAAAAUCACAAAAGCAGCCAUUCCAGGCAAAGAUCUAUCAUGCCAUAGGUCAAUCACACAAUUAUUGAACGCAUAAUAUGAUGCAUUUCAGCAUUAACAUGGCGAAUUCUCCACAAAAGAAUGCAUGUAAAACCAAAACAGAAACCAUAGGUGCUGCAAAACUAAUGCAUCUCUUUGUGUCUGCAGAAGAGAUGGAGUCAGACUACCCUGCCUGUCCUUUGUCUUGUUUUGUGUAAAUAAACUGUUGGUCCGUCUUUGCCAGGAAUCCCCUAACUCCCAUAUUUAUAUAUUGUAACAUACUACAAUCAUAUUCAGUCUUGCUGUAAAUGGUGGGCGGUACCACAACACUUCUCUGGAUACACUGCGACACCUGCUUUCAAAGUCACCACCAUCUGGACAGGGAGGAUUAGAAAAACUGAAAUGCAGAAAACCAAGAACAAAGAGUGGCCAUCACUACACUACCACGACGCAGAAAGAGGAAACAGAGGACACCACAAUCUCCACUGGGGCUAAACCCUUGGAAAAUUAAGCACUAUGGCUACUUAAUGGUUAGCUACUGCUAACACCAGAUCAACACAACAGUGCAAUUUAUAUAAUAUGGACACAACGAUGUACGUGGACAACAGCAUCUUUCCUGCUCAAAUAAAUGACUCAAAGGCAAUCAUCUCUGAUUUCCUGCUGGCAGAAAAUCCUCAGCAUUACAUUAUCAGCCUCUUCCUCUCCAGCCUCUACAUUAUAUUCCUGUUCCCUGUUGGCUUCAUCGGGAACAUACUCAUCUUAGUGGUCAACCUGUACCACAGGGGAUGCCUAACAGCUCCGGACCUCUACUUUGUGAACCUGGCUGUGGCCGACUUGGCCCUCGUUGCUGACUCUCUGAUCGAGGUGUUCAACCUGAAGCGGGGUUACUACGACCGGCCCGGCCUCUGCACCUUCAUGAAUCUCUUCCAGCAGGGCAACAUGUACAGCAGUGUCUUCUUCCUAACCUGGAUGAGCUUUGACCGGUUUGUCGCACUGACCGGCUCGAUGGGUCGCAGCAUUCCACAUCCACGCCUCAGCUGCUGCCUCAUCUGGGUGUCCUCCUCUCUGCUCACCGUGCUUCCUUUUGCUAUAACUCAAAGGCAGCAUGCAGGAGAUCUCCACUUCUGCUUUGCAAAUGUAUCCCAGAUUCAGUGGCUGGAGGUGAUGCUGGGUUUCCUGCUGCCUUUCUGCAUCUUGGGUCUGUGCUACUGGAGAAUAGCAAGGGUGCUCGCGCGGAGUCAGAAGGCACAGGACAGCCCCCAGCCGAGGCCUCGCAGGCAGAAAGCCUUGAGGAUGAUCUCAGGAGCCGUGUUAGUCUUCUUCCUCUGCUGGCUUCCAGAGAAUGUGUUUAUUAGUGUUCACCUUCUGAGAGGCGGCGCAGACGGCGGCACACUGUGGCAGGACUACCCUCUGACUGGUCACGCUGUCAGACUUGCUGCGUUUUCUAACAGCUGCCUGAACCCGCUCAUCUACAACUUCCUCGGGGAGACCUUUCGAGAUAAACUGAGGAGAAGUUUCAAGCUGAGCAGGUCAAUCUCAGGAAAAUAUCUCCGUGUAUCAGCGUUGAUCUCCUCUGGCCACGCAACCUGCUGCAGAGCAAACCAGUCUGCACAUUUAGGCUUAAACAUCCUUCCACAAAACUGGGCUAAUCCUGCAAAAUGAAUACAUGUGCCAUCUGUGUAAAGACAUCAUUUAUGGAGAAUGUGAAAGAAAGGACUCGGAUGCGGCGGAAAUGUUUGUGUUGUAUCAGUUAUUUAAAAACAAUAAAAAUUCACAACCUACACGGCAAUAAACCGGAUUCUGUUUCAAAUAACCUUCUGCACAGUGAACAAAGGAAUGCUAACCAGGAAAAGCUGAUGAGAACACAAGGGAUGUACAACAGACCAAUUGUUGCCAUUAGAAAUGAAUUUAGUAAUAAAACUCAACCGUACGAAACCUAUUUAACCUCUCACCAACAACUGCCUUCAAAACAUGACUUUUGGGUGCUUUAAUUUGGGCCGUGUAGCACAUUUAAACAUCUUUGUUUUGAAGUUGCUGUAUCAUUGCCUGCAUGAGUUAAGUUUUGUGUAUGAACCCACACCAGUAAGCAGUCAACAUUCACCCGAAUACUCAAAAAAAACAGCAGGAAACAAAUGGAGAACACACUUACCUCACUUUUCUCUGCCUUUUGUUUCUUUUUGUGUUUCUUUUCCUUUUUCUGUUUUUUAUCGUCUGCUGUGACGGUCACGUGAGGAAUCUCUACUGGAGCCUCCUGAAGUAAAAUAAAAAUAGUGUUAUUUGAGCAAUGUCAGUUUUUGUCAUCUCAAACAGGUAUGACUAUUACACAAAUGUUUGCCAUUAUAGAUUAAUUUAGAAAUAAAACUCAACUGUACAAAUGCUAUUUAAACUCUUACUAACAGCUUUCUCCAAAACUUGACUUUGAUGCAUUUUGUUUGUUUAGCACCUUCACACAUCUUCGUUUGGAAGACUUUGUCAUUGCCAGCAAAAGUAAAGAUUUUUCUACAUGAACCCACACAAGGAAGCAGUCAAAAUUCACCUGAAUACUCACAAAAACAGGAGGAAAAAAAUGGAAAACACACAUACCUCACUUUGCUCUGUCUUUGGUUUUUUUAUGCGUUUCUUUUCCUUUUUCAGUUUUGUAUCGUCUGCUUCUAUUGUCACAAUCUGUACUGGAGCCUCCUGAAAUAAAUAUAAAUUCAUUGUUUUUAUUGGA